GUUGUUCGAGAAACUUUGCGCGGAACAAAAGCACAAAUCGCACGCGGCCGAAAGCGACCAACAAAUAAAAAGCACAACGAAAUAAACCACCAAACAAACAUGUCGCAUACGCCACUGAAGCGACUGAGUGGCAGCCUGGUUGUAGUCCUGCUGCUCCUGGCUCUAAUCGCAGAGGAUGUCCAGGCCAAACGCUGGUUUGGAGGCGGCGGCAGUAAGAGCCGAUCAUCUAGUUCCGGCAGCUACUCGCCGCGUCGCACCUCCUCCUCUACAUCCACGUCGCACUCGCACGCGAGUCCCUCGUACUCGCACUCGGAUAUCGGUCGCCUGAGCUAUGCCGGCGGCACCCAAUCGCAGCCCAGUAAAGUGAGCAUGGGUCAGUCGCAGAGCAGUCACAGCUCCGCACCGAUUGGAUGGAAUGUGCCCAAGGCCCAGGGUCCGCCGCCCGCAUACUCCGCCAGUAAUCCGGCCGGAGGAGCCCACACCAACAUCCACGAGCGUCCGCCGGCAUACAAUCCAGCCUACAAGCCGAAUGCAGCCCCGCCAAGCUAUUCGGCGGCCACCAACACCCACAGCAACAGCCCCAGCAGCAGCUACAACACAAAUUCCCGGCCAGCAGCUGGAGCAGGAGCAGCUGCCGGAGCUGGAGCAGGAGCAGCCAGUCCCCACUACACACCCGCAUCGAAUUAUAGACCCAGAAUGAACUCCACGGGCGGCGGAUUUGGCAGCGGAUACCACACUCCCAUCUCGGCCAGCAGUGCGCACAACGUGCAGUCCAGCUAUCCGCGUCAGCAGGGACAGCUGCCUCAAGGAGCCACCUACUAUCCGGCAGGACAAGUGCCGGCGGGCGCCACCUUCCAUCCUGCAGGACAUGCGCCAGCAGGAGCAUCGUAUCACCCGGCUGGACAGGUUCCCCACGGAGCGACCUAUUAUCCAACAGGACAAGUGCCAGCGGGAGCCAGCUAUCACCCGGCAGGACAGUAUCCUGCAGGUGCCAGCUAUCAUCCCGCAGGAGCCACGUACCACAGUCCGGGACAGAUUCCCCAGGGAGCCACCUACUAUCCGCAGGCACCUAUGGGCGGAGGUCUGCCGCCGGGUGCCACCUUCCUGCCAGCAGGAGGAGCCCUUCCCGCAGGUGCCACCUACUAUCCUCAGGCGCCACAAAAGUCUGGAUCCGGUUUUGGAUUGGGCACUGGUCUUAUUGCUGGCGCUCUGGGAGGAGCCAUUCUGGGUCACGCCUUGACACCCACUCAAACGAGAGUCGUGGAGCAUGCCCCAUCAUACUCUGGUGGUGGCGGUGGAGGCGGCGGCGGCGGGGGCGAGGACAAGAUCAUCAUUAUCAACAAUGGACCCCCGGGAUCCGUGACCACUAGCGAGGUGGGAUCGGGCACGACGGUUAUCAACGCGGGAGGCGUGCAGCAACCAGCUGGCUAUCCCGCGCAGCCAAUGGCUGCUGCGGCUCCUGCGGCUCCUGCACCGCAGGUACCGGGAGGCGCUCCACUAGCGCCUCUUGCUCCGAUAGCUCCUUUGGCCGCACUUCCCCAAACACCAGCAGUGCCCGGAGCAGCACCAGCUGAGACGAAUGCUCCAGCACCCGCACCUGGCGCACCACCGGCAGCUCCUGCUGAUCCAAAUGUACCUGCGACUCCCGCUGACCCCAAUGCUCCACCAGCUGCUGGAGGAAUAAUCUGUGUGCCUGUGAAGGUACCCGAACCAGAUCCAAAUGACGCCACGAAGACCAUUGAAGUAGAGAAGAUCGCCUGCUAUCCAGCACCUCCACCAGAAGCAGCUCCCGCUAACGGAACAGCUCCUGCUGUCGAAGGCGCUGUCCCUGCCCCGGCUUCCGUUUCCAAUGUGGCAGCCGGAGUUACCCAAUCGCCGGACGCCGCGCAUCUUGCACCAUUCCAGCCGACGACACCCUUCACUGUGCCCGAAGGAUCCGUGCCAUUGGCUCCGCUUACGCCGGGCGGACAGCCGGAUAUCAUGAAGAUGCCGGGCCUUACAUCUGCUCGUCUUUCCGCCGAGUCGGGACUGAAGGAUGCCCACAAUGUGGCAGACAAGUCCUUCACCCACUUCAGUCUCAUCUCGACGCUGAUGACCCUCCUGGUGGCCUACUGUCUCCACUAAGAGCCUCAGGAGAGUCCCCCAGGAUUAUGUGUCAUUGGCAAACCGAAAAGCUUUCACUAAUUUAUUGCCAGUCUAUCGGACACGAGAUGUGCCUUAUCAUAUAUGUGUCUUACUCCUAUCAGUCGGUUCUCUUUAUAUAUUUUGUAAACAAAUCGAAUUUUUGAUAUAUACUCGUACGCGUAGUUCUGUUAGACCUCAAGUAAACCACCAAUAAAUGCAUCGUCAAUUGAUCGAAUUAAA
This is a messenger RNA of Drosophila persimilis, 2364 nucleotides long. Its product is annotated as mucin-1. The transcript has 3 exons. Lineage: Eukaryota; Metazoa; Arthropoda; Insecta; Diptera; Drosophilidae. The record is from RefSeq and is a predicted model, not a curated record. Bases 100 to 2124 code for a protein of 674 amino acids.